Rana temporaria (common frog) is the source of this 547-nucleotide messenger RNA. Its product is annotated as cornifelin homolog B-like. NCBI's taxonomy places the organism in Eukaryota, Metazoa, Chordata, Amphibia, Anura, Ranidae. The record is from RefSeq and is a predicted model, not a curated record.
GUUGCUGUGCCUUUUGGGUCUUCCCCUGCUUCCAGUGCGCCACGGUCAGCGAACACGGCGAGUGCCUGUGCCUCCCCCUGCUGGACACAGGGUGCCUAGGCUAUUCUCCGGCCUGUCCCCCUAUAUCUCUGGCAAUGCGGGCAUCUGUCCGGGAGCGGUACAAAAUUCCCGGAUCGAUCUGUGAUGACUGCUGUAUGCUGUAUUGGUGUUUAUGCUGUUCCUGGUGCCAGAUGGCUCGAGAGAUCAAGAGAUACAAGAGACCGGCUUCCUUUAUGACGGCGCAGACCACCACGGUGACGACGCCAGCGCCGACCUUCGUGUACCCCGUCCCCUCAUACCAGCCCCAACCCCAACCAACAAACAUUAUAAAUGUGAACAAUGUGAACACAAAGUACUAGUGGAGGGACACAGCCGACCUUCUCAAUGGAGGUCCACCCCCCAACGAGGAGACCCUGAGAUAGCCCCCUGGGGGGGGGGGAGACACUCUUUGAUGAUUAAAGAUAAUUUUAGACACAUUUUUCAAUCACUUUGUAGUCCUUGUUAUGGA